Ictalurus punctatus (channel catfish) is the source of this 2340-nucleotide messenger RNA. It is a transcript of the gene itpk1b, whose product is annotated as inositol-tetrakisphosphate 1-kinase b. Gene Ontology annotation, cellular component: cytoplasm. Gene Ontology annotation, biological process: inositol trisphosphate metabolic process. The record is from RefSeq and is a predicted model, not a curated record. Gene Ontology annotation, molecular function: inositol-3,4,5,6-tetrakisphosphate 1-kinase activity; inositol-1,3,4-trisphosphate 6-kinase activity; ATP binding. NCBI's taxonomy places the organism in Eukaryota, Metazoa, Chordata, Actinopteri, Siluriformes, Ictaluridae. The transcript has 11 exons. Bases 310 to 1554 code for a protein of 414 amino acids.
UAUAUAUAUGGCGGUAUGACUGAACGAGGCCGGCCUGACGUAACGAGGGUGUGAUCAGUCCAGGGGUUCACUUGGCAAUUCUAACGCGAUCGGACUUCAUAUUUUGUGUUUAGUCUCAGCGCCUGACUGCGACCUUCACCGGGAGAGAUAAUGAAGCAGCCCGGGCUUCCAGCUCACUAAACCCGGCAGCUUUAUCCGACAGAAUGGGAGAUGUGUUCGCUAGCUAGCUCGGGCUGUGUGUAAGUGAACGGUUUCCUGGAGUCGCUGGAGCUCUAACGUCGAGUCGCAGGCUGAUCUGGACCGAGAGACAUGCAGACGUUUCUGCGGGGUAAACGCGUGGGCUACUGGCUCAGCGAGAAGAAGAUGAAGAAGCUCAACUUUUUGGCUUUCGCCGACAUGUGCAGGAAACGAGGCAUAGAAGUGGUUCAGCUUGACCUGAGCCAGCCCCUGGAGGAGCAGGGUCCGUUAGACGUCAUCAUCCACAAGCUGACAGAUCUGAUCCUGGAGGCCGACCAGAACGACACACAGUCCCUGUUACUGGUACAGCGUGUGCAGGACUAUAUAGAUGCUCACCCUGAGACCAUAGUGCUGGAUCCACUCCCAGCCAUCAGGACACUGCUUGACCGCUGCAAGUCUUACCAGCUGGUCCACCGAAUAGAGGCCUGCAUGCAAGACGAGAGGAUCUGCUCUCCUCCGUUCAUGGUGCUGAACAGUGAGUGUGGUCCAGACACACUGGAACAGAUCAGACAACAUGGUCUUACAUUCCCCUUCAUUUGCAAAACACGAGUAGCACACGGAACCAACUCCCAUGAGAUGGCCAUUAUCUUUAGUGCGGAGGAUCUGAAGGAUGUGAAGCCCCCGUGUGUGAUUCAAAGCUUCAUCAACCAUAAUGCUAUGCUCUAUAAGGUGUUUGUGGUAGGCGAGUCCUACACCGUGGUGGAAAGACCCUCCUUGAAGAACUUUCCAUCUGGCCCUGCUGACCGCAAAGCUAUUUUCUUCAACAGCCAUAACGUAUCCAAACCAGAGUCAUCCUCAGACCUUACAUCUCGAGAUAAUGUAGAGGGUGUGUCCCAGCCACCCAACGAUGAUGUUAUUAGGGAGUUGUCCAGGUCUCUGCGACAGGCUUUGAGAGUGUCUCUCUUUGGCAUCGACGUUAUCAUCAACAACCAGACAGGCCAACAUGCGGUCAUUGACAUCAAUGCUUUCCCUGGAUAUGAGGGUGUUCCAGAGUUCUUCACUGACCUCCUCAACCACAUCACCAGCGUGCUCCAAGGCCAGUCUUCCACUGACCAUCUUCCUCUACCACUGGCUUCACCCCCCUCGGCAGCGUUAACAGCUCCAGUCUCAGAGGAGCGGAGCGGCGCCCCCUCCCAGGAGUGCUGCAGCCUGUUAGGGGAAGAGUCCGACAACAGCAGCAGCAGCAGUGCGUGGAUCUUGGAGGGGGAUGAAGGACUGAAGAGUCCAUGCCAGAGACUGGGCUGCAAUUCAGCAGUGUCACCCAACUUCCAACAGCACUGCGUGGCCACCAUCGCCACCAAAGCCUCGUCCCAGUGACCACCUUCUUUCCCUCCACUGAACAAAACAAGAACAGAGUGAAUAAUAAUAAAUAACAAUAAUAGAUUAUAUUAAAGCACUAUCUGUAAUCAGAAAUAAACCUUUUACUCUAUUUGUUGGUAGUGUUAAUAAUGAGGUGAUGGGAGUCCUUAUACUUUUGUGUAUUUUUCUUUUUCUUUUCAAGUCUAACACUCAAUACUGUAAAGUGAACUCAGUAUUGAUCAACAGAUUUGCUGUAGUGUUCAUAUUUGUUUUAAAAUGUGUUUUAUUUUGAAGCACUGUGGAGAAUGAGGAGAGAUGAGUUUCAUGCAGGAGAGGGGAUCCUCAGUGUAUACCACUGGUUUUGGCAGGAUGAGGGUUUUAAUAAAAAUGUUUUAAUUUGCCGGUGGACAUGUACCUAUAAGGCAAUCUUGUAACUUUUAACAGCUUUAUGCUCCAUGUUAAGUGUCGAUCCUACAUUGUAACGGUCUCUGAUGUGGUAUUGUACAAGUCUCCCUUCUCACCUCCAAACUAAGAACAGCAAAUCUGAUGAAAUAUUGUUUCUUGUAUGGAAGAACGUCUAGAACACCUUUUGCGCUCCGUCGAUGGCUGUGUAAUUCAACUCUAGGUGUUCAUCUUAACGUUUUUUUUUUUUUUUUUACCUGCCUCGCUAGAACAUUGAUACCUGGCAUUUCUCUGUACGCAUUUCCUUAUUUUGUGAUGAUCCAACCUCGGGAAUUUCAAUGACAAGUGUCAUUAAUGUUUUGAUUGUGUUAUGAAACAACAGCCGUGAACAGUGUAAGUGCA